Messenger RNA from Lethenteron reissneri (Far Eastern brook lamprey), 2050 nucleotides. RefSeq names its product RNA binding motif protein X-linked 2 (gene RBMX2). Gene Ontology annotation, cellular component: precatalytic spliceosome; catalytic step 2 spliceosome; U2 snRNP. The record is from RefSeq and is a predicted model, not a curated record. NCBI's taxonomy places the organism in Eukaryota, Metazoa, Chordata, Hyperoartia, Petromyzontiformes, Petromyzontidae. Gene Ontology annotation, molecular function: RNA binding. Gene Ontology annotation, biological process: mRNA splicing, via spliceosome.
AAUCGCUGGCAGGGAAUCGUUGGCGAUGAGUCGUUUAAUCGAACGCUUUAUUUUUUGAUUUUCUUGUUGCCGGGCCCGUCCGCCACUAUGAACCCGUUGACCCAGGUGCGCCGCGUGAACGCGAUGAACGCGCGCGAGUCGGCGCAGGGCGUGAGCGAGGCGGCGUCGUGGCACGCCGACUACCGCGGCAGCGCCUGGAUCUUCGUCGGAGGACUCCCCUACGAGCUCUCGGAGGGCGACAUCAUCUGCAUCUUCUCGCAGUACGGGGAGGUGGUGAACCUGAACCUGGUGAGGGACAAGGCCACGGGAAAGUCCAAGGGCUUCACCUUCAUCUGCUAUGAGGAUCAGCGCAGCACCAAUCUAGCAGUGGAUAACUUCAACGGCAUCAAGAUCAAGGGCCGCACACUGCGCGUGGACCACGUCUCUGAGUACCGUGUCCCCAAGGACCACACGGACACCGAUCCGGUCACCCGGGCCCUGCGCGAGCACGGCUGUGGGCCCCUGGUUCCCACCCCCACCGCCACUACCCCCAGCGAGACCCCCAGCGAGACCCCCAGCAGGACCCCUUGCCCUGCGGGAUCAACCGGGUCGCGCAGUGACACUGACGAAUCUCCCCGGAGGAAACGCAAGCACGGAGACGGAUCCCACGAGAAGAAGCAGAAGCAGCAGAAGAAGAAGAGGAAGAAGGAUAAGAAACUAAAGAAGAAAGACAAGAAGACACGGGCAGAUGAGCAGGAGGAGGAGGAGCAAGAAGAGGAGGAGGUCCUUGAAAUCAAACCUCCCUCUGUCCGUGUGAAAAUUGAGAAAUCGGACCCCGGAUACGAAAAAGCAGCCAUGGGGAAACGCGGGGAGAGGCACGUGGAGGGCGACAGGGAUGGACGUAGGGACGGGCAGGGACACGGGCAGAGUGAGGUGAGCAACGAGAGGGAUAGGCAGGGCGCUGCGGAGAGGAGAGUGAAGAUGGAGAAAGGGAGUGAGGGUGAGAGGGAGAGAGGUGGUGAAAGGGAGAGACCAAGAGAUGGUGACAGACAGACGGGUGAGAGGGAGAGACAGAGGGACGAUGCGAGGGAGAGACUGAGAGAGGGUGAGACGGAGAGAGGUGAGAGGGAUAGGCAGAGAGACAGUGACAGACAGAGAGGUGAGAGGGAGAGACAGAGAGAUGGUGAGACGGAGAGGCAGAGGGGUGGUGAGAGACAGAGAGAUGAGAGGAAUAGACAGAGAGACGGUGAGUGGGAGAGACAGAGAGAUGGGGAGAGACAGAGAGACGGUGAGAGACGGAGAGACAGUGAGAGACCGAGAGAUGGGGAGAGACAGAGACAGAGAGACGGUGAGAGACAGAGAGACAGUGAGAGACCGAGAGAUGGGGAGAGACAGAGAGACGGUGAGAGACGGAGAGACGGUGAGAGACAGAGAGACGGUGAGAGACAGAGACAGAUAGAUGGUGAGAGACAGAGAGACAGUGAGAGACCGAGAGACGGUGAGAGACAGAGACAGAUAGAUGGUGAGAGACAGAGAGACAGUGAGAGACCGAGAGACGGUGAGAGACAGAGACAGAUAGAGGGUGAGAGACAGAGAGACAGUGAGAGACAGAGAGACAGUGAGAGGGACAGGGAUCAUGGUAGGGAGAGAGACACAGGGCGAGGCAUGGAGAGAGACAAUAAGAGGAGCAAGGAGAAAGAGAGACAGAGAUGGUGAGAGGGAUAAACCGGAAUUACAGUCGAGAGAGAAAUGGACAGAGGGCUACAAAGGGAGACACGGGGAGAGACAUGGAGAGACAAGAGACAGUACGCUGACGCCACGUCCUCACGGCUUGCCAACUGACGUGACAUGCAGUGAACGAACAGAGGCAUGCGAAGGGGACACUGCGUCUUCACAUCAAAUGCGCGGUGAAUGAUUGGAAACGCUUGUAGAUGACACGGGAAUGCUGCGUCCUUAUCGCGCGAUGACCGAGCAGAGACGCGUGUAGGUGAUGGCGCAUCCUCAUGGCGUUACGAAUCCUUUAGUUUUAUUUAAGGACCGUUGCCUUUUUUAUUAAAAGUUUGUGCAAAUA